This is a messenger RNA of Gamsiella multidivaricata, 4715 nucleotides long. RefSeq lists its product as uncharacterized. The record is from RefSeq and is a predicted model, not a curated record. Lineage: Eukaryota; Fungi; Mortierellomycota; Mortierellomycetes; Mortierellales; Mortierellaceae. The transcript is spliced from 5 exons. Bases 129 to 4289 code for a protein of 1386 amino acids.
UUUCUCUCUCUCUCUCUCUCUCCUCUCUUUCCAUUUCUCGUCCAUUGCUCGCUCUCCUCUGUCAGCGAGACGGACUCUCCUCCUUCGGCGCUUUCCUUGGCGUAAUACAGCUCGUGCAGCUCACUUUAAUGACAAUGCAUACAACCGCAGACAACAUACCACCCAACCCCAUUCGUCGGCAUCGUCGCAGUCUCUCCGCGACUACACCCUCCCGAACGCCCGACACAGAUCUCUUCUCAACCAACAAACAUAACCUCAAGCACAGAGUCAACAACUCGGUGUCUGUACUCGACCUGCGACUACCGGCCUGGGGGCCUGUUCCUUCCUACAGAUCACAUAGGAAUGAGACCAUGGAUCCUGCCCUCAGUCCAAGGUUGCAUAUGACCUUAGCCGUAGCAGACACAUGUGCGCCCCGGAUGUUUGAGCGUAACCUCAACUUGCCACACCCUGUUGACACCACCACUACUGCUCUCAUUACCAAACUCACCUCAUCCCAGCCCUGUUCAUCGUCUCAAUACCCACCCUGUCCACAAAACAGCCCUCAGCAACUGAAUCCAGGCAGACGACAGUCGAUUUUCAUAGGGAAAGGUGUACUUGGUCAAGAUUCACGUCUUACCAUGGAGCAGUUUGAACGAUGUAUUGAGCUGUGUUGUGCGCAUAUGAGGUCCCGAGAAAUAAGUGGUUCGUCCCCCUGUGUCGAAACCCCAAAGUCCUCUAUGGAGAAAACCUCUUCAGCUAACCUUGCGGAACUGAUUGCGAGGUUGGCAGCCGAUCCUCGUCUAAAGGUAGUCGAACCCCGUCCAAAGACCCCUCCCUUGUCGCCAUUCGAAAAGGACCUUCGCCAUCUGGCAGAACCCAGCUGCGCCUUUAUCGUCGAGACGCACCGCUCUUCAAGCGAAACCUUCCCUACAAAGAUCCCAAGGCGCGUCAAAUCAAAGGAACAGACCUCUCGCAAGCAUAGACCACCUUGCAUCAACACUAUUCAGACUAAAGAUACACCAACGCAUUCUUCACAGAACGAUAUCCUGAGAGCACUGUCCGUCGAGAGACUACUGGAAUUACUUUUCGCGAUCAUCUCACGAGCGCCUUCACCGUCGGCACCGAUUCUAUGGGUAGACCAUCUCGAGCGCUUGCGCAGCAAGACAGUCCCAAAUCCUCAAAGUUCUCCUCCCCCGCAAAGCCAGCGUAUAAUCGACCUUGUUCUGAAAGCAUCAUGUACCUGGAUCGACCUGUCCGUGGCCUCCAGGAACAUCCAUGCCUCGCUCAACACCGAGUCUCCUCUCCACACUGGCUUCAACAGCUGCAGUACCGCAUCCAGGGAUGACUCGAGCGCCAUAAUAUCUGAAACACUGAAAAAAGUGGUCGAGAAGCUACUGCCUUGCGUAUCCUCUUGGUUUCGGUGCCCGAGUCCAAGUCCCUAUGCUAUACUUGACAACAGCUUCCAGAAUAGGUACAUGUCCGAGCAUCAACCCGUUGAUCCUCCCUUGACAAUGGACGAGGCCUUGAAGACGACAACCGACCCGGAUGUAGAUACUGCUUUUGAAGCCAUGCUCCGCGCAUACAGGAUGUUCUCACACCCUAACUCUACAAACAAGGACCGUCGCGAUGGACAGGGCUCACUGCUAUCGAGUGGCCCCCAAGUCGUUCUCAAGAGAAAUACAACAUUCGGUGUCCAAUCACUCUCCCUUCCUCCCUGGCGAAAAGAAAUUCUGAGAGAAAUCCAGCCCGAUACCCCAAGGAUAUUACUGCAUGCACGGUGUUCCAAGCGUACUCGGCAAUAUGUCUCAUCGCACAUGAAAGAAAAGCGGUCCCGCCGCAUCUCAUCGAUGGCCACGACCGCAACGGUUUUAUCAGACGCUGUAAACCCCAUGGCUCAAGAACAAGAAAACCAAGCGCCGUCUUCUCUCUGCCCUUCCACAAAUGGAUCGUUAGUAGCUAUGACCUAUACCAGUACAUUGUCAUCGGGUGAGAAUGACUCUGCCUGCCAUUCCUCUGCAGAGAUAGACUUUAUAAGUCAAGCGCUUUCAUCAAGUGGCGAUAGGUCACACAGGGUAUCUGCCAUCGUCCAACAACCUCUCAAGACUCCUCUCCGCAAUGCUGAGCAAAACAUUCAGUCGCUGCUCACCUAUCGCAAGCACACCGCCUCCCCGUCCCCUAGGAGUUUUAAACUGUCGAACUCCUCGCCGAACCCACGACCUGUGGAGACCUCACAGGUCGAUGUGCGAUCUAUAUCCGGCCUCUCCAAGGAUUCCUCCUACAACUACAAGACAUCAUACUGGCAGCACCGCUCCAGAGAGCAAACGCGUCGCAAACUUGAAGCGAAUGGCUGCAUGGAGCCCAAGAGACUUGCACAGCCGGUCAAGGUGGGGUCGGUUGCCACACAGCCACAGAGCCCAGCGCGACCUCGACAUUCUGUCACGGCUAUGGGCAGCCCUACCUUCGUCCCCGUUGAGUGUAUUGUCCCUCCUACCCCCACCAGACGCCACUGGCCCAAGAUUACCGACUUUGCGGACGCCCCGGAUGCUGUCAAAAAUAUCCGGUCGGCCUCGGACCUGCGAACCCUGGCAGUCGAUCUGGCGCGUGUACAGAAACCCCACGGCAGCACUACCUCACUGCUCAGUCCUGCGUUGUCUGAAGAGGGCGCCCGAGGAUCUCCAGGGCUCAUCGCCGAUAAGGAGAAUGCUGUACCCGUCAGUACCAACGUUUCUACGCCUGACAAUACCAAUACAUUCAGCAAGGAACCGAAACGGCGGCCUCCCCCCUUCAACCUUGAAGCAUCCCAGCUCUCAGAAUCCAAAAAGUCGACUGUCACAACGGCCCUGUCGCCCACGACGGCUACCUCGUUCAUCACCAAAGUGUCCACGCCCAUACCUUGUCCGAGUCCGCUGCCGCAGCAACCCCGCGUCGUCUCGGACGUUGAUACAGAGAGCACGCUGAACAUCAGCAAGAAAAACCGGCGGAUCUGGGAACGACCAAUCCAGGUCCUCAAGCGGAAGCCAAACACCGCACCCGCACUUACCAAGAGCACGGUUGCUUCGCCUGUCGGCGGCUACUCUACUGGCCCUGCGAAGACUGCCGCUGUGUCUUCACCUAUCUCGGUCCCAAGAGGACCGACGUCAAACAUUCCAGGGCGUACUCGGCGCAAUAGUCUGGGUCACGACGUUAGGCGGAGCCCCAACAGUACCAGCAACAACAGCAACAAAUCGAGAAGCAGUGUCCGCAAUGGUAGUUCUGGUCUUCCAAGCCUCGGGUCAGAGUCUAUGUCCAUGUCCUUGCCCGGAUCCAUGUCCUUGCCCGGGUCUCUCGAUUUUGAUUGCAGCAUCCCAUCUAUCCCUUUCAAGGAAGACUACAUGUCCCUGUCCUCUCCCCAAUCGGGUUCACUGCUCUGGUCCUCUCCACUGCCGCUCCCAUCGUCGCCCCUGACGAUCAGCGGGAUCCAAGACCCGAAGCAGCGACUUUCUGCGACCGAACCGUCCUCUCCUGCAUCCCCAACCGUGCCCUCUACGACCACGAUCCGCAGGAAGAAGAGCAUCCACGAGAAGCUGUUUGGGAAAUGGAACAAGAAGACGACCACGCCCGAUCCAUCUCCUUCUUUGCCAAUAGGCGCCCUUAGAUCCCCCACGUUCCCAGGAUCGACUUCGCCCCUUGUCAGCGGCCUAAGCGAUGGCUGUAACAAUCGAUACGACGCGUUCAUGUACGACUGGAACCGGUCGACCAAGUCCCUGCUGAUUAACGAUAACGAUCUUUAUGAAGACCAUGAUGAGCUAACGUCCAAUUACCGCUCCGAGAUCAAGGACUAUGGAGGACAAAGUCGGCAACAACCAUACCAGCCACGAUUGCGCUCUCCGUCACCGCCCCCGUCGCCGUCUCCAUCAGCCUCCCCAUCGGCCUCGUUGUCAAGGGCAUCACUGAAACCGCGUGGACGAUCUCAGAUGAAGGUUGCGGAGCGGUCACAUGAGGAGAUCUGGGCACAUCUGAUGGUGGGAUCCAUCGAUGCUGAAUCCCUUCCCUGGAAGCAGAACGGCCCGCUCCCCCGUUCUCCCUCCAGUCCCUCGUGGGCCUCUCCUUCUUCUUCCCCGGCGGCUAUUGUGGGUAAUACAUAUGGACGACAGCAGCAGCAGAUGCAGACGCAGGUGCAGACGCAGACGCAGGUGCAGACGCAGACGCAGACGCAAGCGCAGCGGUCGAGAGGCGGAUACUCCAGUGACGACAACGAGAACAAGGGCAGGAACGACAACAACGACGACGACGACGUCGUCGACGAUGGCACGGGAGGCGAGAGGGCAUAAUGGGGUGAUUGCGAUGGCGAGAGAGAGGAGGAAGGGUACGCUGACGAGGACGGAUUCGGAGGAGUAUAUCUGGAGGGUGAUGGAACAAUGGCAAGCAUGGAGUGCGGCACAUUAUCGAGCAUAGGUCCUCUCUUUUUUCCUUUUUAUUUCUGGGGAGAGAGGGAGGAAUUGGUUUUUUUCCUUAUAUUUUUUUUAAUAGAUAUGCAUGCACAAUAGACAUAGAGGACUUUUUUUCUACAGCAUUUUUCUUUUCUUUUUUUUUCAUUUCUACACAUCAAGGACAAUAAGCGAAAACUAAAUAGAAGCCGUGGUUUGCGACGGCACAAGGAAGGAGUAUCGAAAAAAAAAAAACUAUACCCAUUUUUUUGCUGUUUGCAAUAAAGCCGGAGAGAUGUGUUUGGGUGACGAUGUGUGUGACAAACAACC